Mytilinidion resinicola is the source of this 3380-nucleotide messenger RNA. RefSeq lists its product as uncharacterized. The record is from RefSeq and is a predicted model, not a curated record. The transcript has a single exon. Bases 121 to 3183 code for a protein of 1020 amino acids. Gene Ontology annotation, biological process: protein folding in endoplasmic reticulum. Gene Ontology annotation, cellular component: membrane; cytoplasm. Lineage: Eukaryota; Fungi; Ascomycota; Dothideomycetes; Mytilinidiales; Mytilinidiaceae.
CCUCACCGCCUCAACACUGCGAAGCGGUAAGCUGCUGAGCGCCGCCCAUGGUUCUACAAAGACAGCGUCGCAUCCUCCCGUGCCUAUCAACAGAGCUUGCUUGAGAAAUGCGCCCAAGCAAUGCCCCCGAUUGGCGCAUAUGUCUGCAUCUGGACGGCCCUGCUGCUUCUCUGCAGCUCCACCCUCGCCCAAGGCACGAAUGAGACGGCCUCGCCUGAGCACUCGUCCAUAUCUUCUACACCGACUGCCUCCGGCUCCACUCCCUCCUCGUCCUCGUCCUCGUCGACCAUCCUCUCGUCUGCGUCGCUCCCAAUAGCCGCGCAUCCUUCCAUCUUGACAUGCCAGUUUCGCACGAUUAACUACAUCACGCACACGCUUCCGCAACAAUGUCUCAAAACCAGCUGGUCGGCAUCUACCAAGGCUGCAGCCGAGGCAGCGGCUUCGGAGCCUGCAAGCUCUGCUGGGACAGAGCCAGCAGCAGCAAACGAGGCAGUGGAAACUCCCAAAGAAGCACCAAGUAGAUCUGGUAUAACCGAAACCGCGUCGUCCAAUACUGCAUCGGAUAGCUCUGCUUCCACGGUAUCGGAACCAGCUCCACAGGAGUCUGAGCCCUCGUCUACGUCCAGUUCCCCCGCAACUGCAGAGCCCGAAGCCGAGACCGACUCACCGCUCGAUAACGCCAACUUCCUUUCCUUUGAAGAAUGGAAGAAACAGAAUCUUGCCCGAGCUGGACAGUCGCCUGAGAAUGUAGGACAGGGACGGGCAUCUGGUGGAAAUGCUGUCAGAAGACGGCCAAUCAAUAUAAACAACGCUCUGGAUUCCUUGGGCGAGGACACUGAGAUAGAGUUGGACUUUGGUGGCUUUGGCAAUACUGGGCAAAAUGAAGACAGUGAUUCUCGCUGGGCAUCAGGGACCAAGAAUGACCCAUCCAAGACGUCUGAUAACGGCGAAGGUGUCCCUCCAAGUUCACGAGCUCGAAGCAAAGACGCCGGCAAAACAUGCAAAGAACGGUUCAAUUAUGCCUCCUUUGACUGCGCAGCUACCGUCCUCAAAACAAAUUCGCAAUGCAAGAGUUCUUCAUCCGUAUUGGUCGAGAACAAAGACAGCUAUAUGCUUAACGAAUGUGCUGCGCAAAACAAAUUCAUCAUCGUCGAAUUGUGUGACGACAUCCUCAUCGACACCAUAGUGCUGGCCAACUUUGAGUUUUUCUCCUCCAUGUUCCGAACAUUCCGUAUCAGCGUGUCCGACCGGUACCCCGUUAAACUUGACCGAUGGAAAGAGCUGGGCACUUUCGAAGCCCGAAAUUCACGAGAUAUACAAGCUUUCCUGGUUGAGAACCCGCUUGUUUGGGCAAGAUACUUGAGAGUUGAGUUCCUAACUCACUACGGGAAUGAGUACUACUGUCCUGUCAGCUUGUUGAGAGUUCACGGCACGACCAUGAUGGAGGAAUUCAGGCAUCAAGAAGAGAUGGCAAGAGGAGAAGACGAUUUUGCAGAGCCUAUUGAGGAGGCUGGUGAGCCUGUGACGGUUGCUGAUCCAGUAGCGGAUGAGAUUGCGGCUCGAGGCACACCGGAAAUCCCAGAGGCAGCGAAGGAAAACGAAUCACAGCAUCCCCAGGAGCCCGAUAAGCGUGCGGAGGUCUCGCAAUCAGAAGAAUCGUCCACGCAGCCUUUGGAAACAGUAGCGAGUGAAUCAGCUACCACCAAGUCGCCAACGGAACACACCGAAACUCCUGCGCCAAGUCACAACGAGAGUAUCAGUGUCAAAAACGAAAGUCAAUCGCAGCCGACGCCUGAGUCAUCCGAAACCUCUUCAGUUGACACUCCAACAAAAGCUACUUCAACAACUUCCGAAAUCGCUAAGGGUAGCGAACAGGUGACUUCAAAUUCGUCUAUAGUUACCCCUGCGUCGACUGGUCCAUCCCUGAAUGCAAGUUCUGUCAGUUCCACGUCCAACUCAAGCUCCACUGCCAAAUCCCAAGGCAAUGAGACAGUACACGGAUCGAGCGACAGCAACUCCUCCGCCAAGACUGCAUCCAGCUCAGGCGAUCAGGCGUCUUCGCACACCCAGAGUCGCACUGCAUCAUCUCAAACGCAGCCACCGCCUUCGAAUCCCACAACCCAGGAAUCCUUCUUCAAGUCUAUCCACAAGCGGUUGCAGCAACUCGAGUCAAAUAGCACACUCUCACUUCAGUAUAUCGAGGAGCAAUCUCGCAUUCUGCGCGAUGCGUUCAUGAAGGUAGAAAAGAGGCAACUUGGCAAGACGGAGAAUUUCCUGCAGAAUCUCAACGCUAGCGUGGUCGCCGAGCUCAAGGUCUACCGCAUGCAGUACGACCAGCUCUGGCAGUCGACGAUCCUAGAACUGGAAAGCCACCGCGAGCAGUACGAGCGCGAGAUCGGCGCCAUCAGCACCCGCCUGACGCUGCUGGCCGACGAACUCGUCUUCCAGAAGCGCAUGGCGGUCGUGCAGUCGACGCUCCUGCUGCUCUGUCUGGGGCUCGUCCUCUUCGUCCGCUCCGGCACCAUCGGCGCCCAGCUCGACUCGCCCAUCGUCCAGCAGAUGAUGGGCUCCGCCCACACGCACAUUGGCAAACGAAUCUUCGACACCCCGCCUGGCAGCCCCGAGGCCGGGCGGCGCGUACGCGGGUUUCGCAACAUGUGGCGCGGUGACACGAGUGGUAGCACGCGCGGUAGCGGCAGCGGCCACCAGAGUGAUCCUGGAUUCGACCGCAGAGGUGGUCAUUUGAGCUCGGAUGGCGAGACGGAUGGCGGACGCAGCCCUGUGCAUUUCGAGUUUGAGCCCGCCACGCCGUCGAGUGCGACGCUGGAGGGGGCGGCGGGAGAGAGGGGUGGUGCGAGCGACCGCGGGUCGUCCGAGAGCCCGCAGCUCGAGCGAGCGGAGGAUGUGGAUGGCACGGACUUGGAGACGAAGGCUGUGCUGGCGACGCAGUCUGGUCCUGCGACGCCAAGGGGCAGUAGGGAUAGCCAGCCGACAUGGGAGGACGUCGGCAAGGCUGUGGGCAUGCUCAAAGCGAGCGAUGCUUCUGACCGAAAGCGGAGUCCUCUCCGGCGGAGUCAGAGCUAUGAUGAUGACGGUGAGGAUAAGGAGAACUACCGUAAUGUUGGGGCUCAGGAUGAUGAGGACUCUGGGCCUGGCGAAGGUGAGGAUCUUUUGGGCUUUUGAUUGAUGCACAGCACGCAUUGCAUGGUGUUUGGAGUUCUGGGCUACGAUAGCAUUUGGUCAUAUUGGAUAUGGAGCAGAGCGUAGGGAGGUAGUAAUCUUUGAAUGCAUCACGUGCGUAUCACGUGGCCCUCAACGUCAAGCCUCAAGAUAUCAGGAUAUGUCAUCAAGAUUAGCAGAACACGACUUGAUAUUCUUCC